AAUGACCUAAAGAUAACGGCGACAAGCUGUUAAGUUUUAGGGUUUCGUCCAUUUUGUGUGCUCCCCGUGAAGGAGCACACGUAGCUACAAACAAGGCCAGAGAGGUGGGGGGAUGGAUCGAAUUUCCUGGGCAUUCCAAUGUCCACUGGAAUCUCUACGCGUACGGAAUCGUACGGCCCGGACGACGCUCUUGCUUCUUCUUUGCGGCUGUUCCUUCUUCUUCCGCUCGUCGUCACAGAGCGAUGAUGUUAGAACGCUCGACGUUGGUCGGGAGAGGCUGGGGGAGAUUUUACCCCUGGCGGCGAUGGGUAGCGCCGUGUAUCAAGUCCGAGGCCUGGAUCCUGCUCACGACUAUGAGAUCAAAGUCUCGUACCCGGCCUCCGUACCAGCAGCAUUCUCGCUCACGCUCUUGCACAGCCGCCGUUCCUCCGGUACUACUAGACGACUGCUCAACGUUGAAAAAAUCAUUUUUCCUGCUCGCGAGCACCUGAUCCUGGACGAGGGGUCUCACAAAGUUUUUGUUCGCGUCUCGGUCAAGCCCGCGGGGGUAAUCGCCAAGAGGAACUUCAAGGAGCAGGAGUUUAUCGUAUAUAACAUAAUGUGCGAGCGAGUGUUCUUCAGUGGGAUCCCUGAGCAAGCCUGGUGGAUAGGAUUUUUGGCAACUGGAGCGCUUCUCUUUUCAUAUUUCCUAGCAAAUAUCCUGCCACAUUUACUGUUCGGCACAACAGCUAAGUCGGCACAGAAUUAAGCUUUCUCGCUACAAAAUGGUGCAGAAAUACAAAACCUUGAUAAUCCUCGGGCAUAUCGGUCAGUCGGAGCUUUCGUCAUCGGCAGUCGAGCCACCAGCGUUACCCUUGUUGUACCCCUGCAUUUGCUUGGUGUACCGUUCCUUGUCAACACGAGCCUGAGAUUCGAAUGGCUCUUUCUCA
This is a messenger RNA of Selaginella moellendorffii, 929 nucleotides long. RefSeq lists its product as uncharacterized. The coding region runs from base 113 to 748 and encodes 211 amino acids. Lineage: Eukaryota; Viridiplantae; Streptophyta; Lycopodiopsida; Selaginellales; Selaginellaceae. The record is from RefSeq and is a predicted model, not a curated record. The transcript is spliced from 5 exons.